Molecule: messenger RNA, 1572 nt
Organism: Colletotrichum navitas
Lineage: Eukaryota; Fungi; Ascomycota; Sordariomycetes; Glomerellales; Glomerellaceae
Exons: 1
Coding region: 1-1572 (523 amino acids)
Source: RefSeq, a predicted model, not a curated record
AUGGCCACGGCAAACGAGGAACCGCCCUCGCCCGAGAUGUCACCAACUCCUGCCAUCGGCGCUUGCCCCGAGCUAUCCCGCUGCGUGUCAACAGCCUCCUCCACCUCCCAUGGAUCCGCCACCGACGGUACCUCUCGCGAAUCUCUGGGAAGCUUUCAAGGCAGCUCGUCCUCCCGACAGUCUUCCGGAGCAUACAGCCGCCGCUCAGAUAUAAGCAUUGUAUCCCCACGGCAGUCGACAUACGGCGGCAAGGAGGGUGUGAGCCGCUCUUCCAGCCGCCGCCGCGGAUUUGUACGGCCGCAGGGGACCGACUUCGCUGCGAGUGCCCGGCAUAGAGAGAGCGUUCUGAGCCUGGGAAGCAUUGCCCAUCUGCAAUACUACUUUGCGCGCACCGGUCUCCUCGACGGCAAAGGCGCACAGUUGGCAAGGAAGAACAAGGCAAAAGGGGGGCUGGAUCUCUCGUCCGUCAGCAGCUCGAGCACAUCGUCACCAAGGAUGCUUGAUUCGGAGGGGAACAGCCCGGAACUCGGAUCUCACUCAUUCGAUACUGGGCCCAUUACGGGAUCGCCCACGGAGGAGGAUGAUUACUAUUCUGACGAGUUCGAAGAGGAUCCGGAUGUUCUGCCGCCCACCGCCAGCACCUACAUCCACAGAAAUAAGCCAGUCCCCAAGCCGCCGACGAUACAGGAGUUGAAGGCGGACCUAACGGGUUCUCUUGACAAGGCCGCCGCUGCAACAAGGCGCGCCAAAAUCCACAAAGAACCUCUGCCGGAAAUCCCCGAGAGGAAGCAGGAAAACCAGAGCACGCCUAAGAAGGGCCAGGGCCAGGGCUGGCACGAGGUUCAGGGCAUGCACAUUCUGGAUGUUAUGACGCUGGCCAUUCGCGCUGCGAGGAAUUAUUAUACGGCCCAUGAGGUUCCGGAGCGGCUGGAUGCCAUCAAGUCCGAGAAAGAGAUCCGCGCAGAGUUGCUCUCUGUAAUGGAAACUUUGAAGCAGAUGGCGACCCGCAACUGGGCCGGCGGAAUGAGGGACGAGGAGCUUCAAAUUCUGGAUUCUUGGGUUCGGGGGCUGUUUGACAUGCUCAAGAAAGAGGAGGAGAUGGAGGAAGCCGAGAAGGCGCAGCGCAGUACUUGGACAUGGCUUUCGGGCAAUUGGACAGGCAAGGAGGUCGAGCGAGAGCUGGCCUUUAUGGCAUCACUUGACCCCUCUGCUGGCCCUCUACCGGAAUAUACCCCUGCGGCCGGCGCGACAGAGUUGCCCACGCCCUUUCUCGAGACUUGGCAAAAUGGCAUCCGGCUCGUUGAGCUACAUAACGCUGCGGUCAAAAGGUCGAAGCGUCGGUUCGGCCUGAUCACCUCGUUCCACACCGACACAGACAAGCCGUACCGGUGCGCCGACAACAUCCGCUACUGGGCCAAGGCAGCGGAGCUGCGUUGGGAGGUCCUUCUUAAAGUGGAUGCUCUCGGCAUCGUCUACAACAACUCUCCCGAAGUCUGGGUUAACUUCGAGAAGGCCAUCAUAGCUUGGAGCCGCAAGGUCCGCGAGGAGAUAACGCCUGAACUCAUGGGCUGA